Molecule: messenger RNA, 1561 nt
Organism: Contarinia nasturtii (swede midge)
Lineage: Eukaryota; Metazoa; Arthropoda; Insecta; Diptera; Cecidomyiidae
Product: toll-interacting protein-like
Exons: 6
Coding region: 148-969 (273 amino acids)
Biological process (GO): ubiquitin-dependent protein catabolic process
Cellular component (GO): cytoplasm
Molecular function (GO): ubiquitin conjugating enzyme binding; ubiquitin binding
Source: RefSeq, a predicted model, not a curated record
ACAUUAUUUACAAAUAAUAUACUUUUAACGCAGAUACGGGCACUUGUCACGCAAGACACCACAGCAUAUAAAUACGAGAGAAAACAUCCAUAUUUUUGGACAAAUUUAUCUAUAAAACGUUGUUUGUACGAGAAUUAAAUUUAAAAAAUGUCAGCACAAGCUCAAGGAUGGCAAAGAGCAGUUAUUGGCCCAUUACCAGCUGGAUUUUUGAGGUUGACAACAGAACGUGAGAUUCAAGAAUCGGCUGAUCGACAAGCUGCAAUCGCAUUGUUUCAACAACAAAAUGCCUCCUACAUUCCGGCAUCGAAUAUUGUCGGUCGACUUAGUAUCACCGUUGCACAAGCAAAACUUGUACGAAAUUAUGGUUUAACACGAAUGGAUCCAUAUGCUCGUAUUCGUGUUGGUCAUUUCGUUUAUGAAACACAAACAGAUCCAAACGGCGGUAAAACACCACGUUGGAACCGUGUCAUUCAUAGUCAAUUGCCAAACGGCGUAAAUACCAUAUUUGUAGAAAUUUACGAUGAGUGCAGCUUUAAAAUGGACGAAUUGAUUGCAUGGACGGAGAUUAAAAUUCCGGAAUCAGUUUUGCGCGGUGAAACACACGAAGAAUGGUAUAGCCUAAGUGGUAAACAGGGUGAUAAUGUCGAAGGAAUGAUUGAUGUUGUAAUGAGCUUUACGCCUGCAGCGGCAAUGGCAACAUAUAACUAUGCUGCAGUGCCACCUGUUGUUAUGGUUCCAAAUGUGUCUGGUGGCCAGGCGUUACCAGUUUUUGUGACACCUCAACCGCAAGUUCGUCCGCCAGUUGUUGAACAACCACCACCAGUGCAACCAAUCACCGAUGAUGAUGUAAAACAAGUCAAAGAAAUGUUCCCAAAUGUUGACGAUGAAGUGAUUCGAUCGGUUUUGGAAGCAAAUCGAGGCAAUAAACAAAGCACAAUCAAUUCGCUUCUUCAAAUGACCGAACAGUAAAAAGUAGUUUGCUCGAACAAAAUUCAAGCUUUUUUUACACAACUAAAAGCGAAAUAUUCCAUUUAUUUUUUAUGGAUAUAAAUAUAUCUUUUUCUAUCAAUAUCUUGAACCGCGAACUAAUCUUAAUGGGCCAUUAUUGCCGUGAUUAUUCUAUUUAUUCGAUGAUUAAUUUUGUUUGCUUUGAUGCAGUAACAUGCACGUUAUUUAAAUUAUUUCUUGCACCUACUGAUAAUUGUAUAAUGUCAUUCCCAAAUUUGCCAAAUAUCGAACGAAAACCGACGAUUUUGAUUUUCUUCGUCGAAGUCUAUUUUUUUUUGUCUAUAUUGUGAAAAGGUAAUUUACAUUUAUUUAUUCAAACUUCUUAAUUGUUUUAAUAGUUCAUUCUUUCUUGUAAGUCUGCAGUCAUUUGAUUUGCACUGAAAUUGCGAUUCCAUUGAAUUUUGAUCAGAUGAACAAUUGAUAUUGAUGUAAUCAUUUGCCAGUGUUGUCAAAGUCGAUCUAUACUUCCGGAUUUAAUUUAUUCCCUUUUGAUUGAUUAUUUUGUAUUUAAAUCAUUUUAUGUUUGGCUUCCGGUUUUAAUUCGUUUUUUUUU